Funneliformis geosporum is the source of this 3885-nucleotide messenger RNA. Lineage: Eukaryota; Fungi; Glomeromycota; Glomeromycetes; Glomerales; Glomeraceae. The record is from the annotation of a GenBank genome assembly.
AUGAUCAGACAACAUAACCUUUCCAUAGAUACCGAAGCCGCGGCAAAAGGACAGAGAGUUAACAAUAAAUCAUCGGCACAAAAAAUCCGCAAUAACGAGGUUGAUUCAGAUGAUAAUAGUUCAGUAGAAGGAAAUGAUACUUAUAGCAAUAAUAUAGAUUUGGAAGAGGAAGAAGAUAUAUCUUCUUCCCCUUCAAUUCCUGACGAAGACAUUAAUUUUAGCCUAGUUUACGCUUUACAUACCUUUCAAGAGACGGUUGAUGGUCAGGCUAGCGUGGAAAAAGGAGAAUCACUAACCUUAUUAGAUGAUUCGAAUAGCUACUGGUGGUUGGUUAAAGUUUUGAAGACCACAAAAGUUGGUUACAUACCAGCAGAAAAUAUUGAGACUCCGUAUGAAAGACUUGCGAGAUUAAAUAAGCAUCGUAACGUUAACUUAUCUUCUUCACUUAAUAACACGGAAGAGGAUUUGAAUUUGCUUGCUCAAAAGAAAUCACAAGGGAAAGGUGUUUCAUUUACUUCACCCAUAUUUAUUGUAGCAGAAGAAGAGGAGGAUUAUUAUGAUGAUGAGGAAUUUUUCGAAGAUGCUGAAAAUGCUGAAUUCCUUGAAGACGGAGAAGAGGAACAAUAUGAUGAAACUUAUGAACCCACAAUGGAACAUGAUGAGGGAGAACAAGAAGAUGGAAGAGAUGAACCGGAUGAGAUAGAAGUUUUAGAUAAUCAAGAUGUUGAAGGUGGAGAAAUUUCAAGAUCAAAUACAAUCAAGACACAAAGCGUUUCAAUCGUAGCAAAUAAUAUAGGUCAAAUAGCGGGAGUUCGAGCGCAAAAUGGUGACAAUGUCGAAUCGGAACCUGACGUUUAUCAAAAUGAUUUGUCGACAGGACAACAAAUAUUAAAGGGACCACAAAAAAUGAAUCAAAGUGCAGGUGAUAAUCAAAGUACUGAUAAACAAACUGGAGAUGGAGCUAUUAAUUCGUCAAAAGAAACUUCAAAAUCACCAAAGCCAUCAGGUCCAGGGGAAAUAAGCCUUGAUAACCAGUCUGAUGAUAUAAUGAUUAACAAUAAUUCACCCAAAGAAACUCAAAUACAACCAGGAUUGGGAAUAAAACCAACCGCAAAACUAGAUAUAGAUGGCAUUAAAGAAUCAUCCGACACUAUAAAAAUGACUUUGACUCCUCAAUUAGGCAGUGACUUUAUUGAUUUCUCUGAUGACGACGAAGAUGUGCGUAGACCUAAGCAAGGAGGCUUUUUCGGAAGGAGUGAUAGUAAUGAUAGUAUUAAAGUGCCCACAACUCUUGAAGAAUAUAAUAAGAGUAUAUUAGCAGAGCAAAUGUCGUCGCCUUCUCCAAUUUCCCCUGUCACUUCCUCGCCUGCCGUUAAACCCGUACAUCAACCAAUUCGACCUCAGCAGCAAAUAGAUCAGUCACAAAUUCAACCGAGAUUGGGUUCCAUUGCAAAUAAGCAACAACGUCCUCAAAUUCAAGGACAGGAUAUGCGGAUGCAAGUUCGUCCUCAAUCGCCACCACAACCACAAAAUAUUCAACAACAAACGUAUGGAUUGCAACCCAAUCAAAUGCAGCAGGGACAACAACACUUUCAACAACCUGGAUAUCAACAAGGUCCAGAAGGGCCUAAACGUGAUCUACAAAAAAGUAAAAUGCAACAAGGUACCGGUCUUAUUCGACCUACGCAAGGUCAACCUCAAGGUCAAAAAAGCAGGAUAGCUCCAUCACCUAUACAAGUAAAAGAAGAUACUCAAUCUGAAAGCUCGGCACCGACGACACCAGCCACACUUUCGAAUUCCAUGUAUAAUGUACUUCGUAUUUUUUUAGGACAAAAUAUUCAAUCGAAUAUGGAAUUCAAAAUUGUAUUGUUAAAUCAAACUACAACGGCCUCUGGUCUAAUCAAACAAGCAUUAUCCCGAUUCAAAUUAGAUAAUGAGGAUAAUUGGGACGAUUACUUUAUUACCAUUAAAGAAGUUGACGGAGAUAUUAUUCAAUUAAUGCCUCAUGAUCGUCCCCUCGAGAUAUUCCAAUCGUUAACAUCUUCAUAUAUAGUUCCAUUACCAACUAUAAGAAGAAGUUCAAUCUCGUCAGUUUCUUCAAAUAUUUCCGCCCAUACAGCAAUAAAAGGUCUAGGAUUACAUGAUGACAAAAAUAGCGUCACUUUCUAUUUGAAUAAAAAAGCAAAGAGAAAUAGUCGAUCCCUGAUUGAAAAGAAAUUACGAGUACGUGUUUUAAUAUAUGCAGAUGAUUUACCUGCUCAUUUACGUGCAAAAGGAACAGUUCCAAGAGCUUCUCUGUCUGUGCCAAAACAUAUUGCUGAAAAAGCUGCACGAAGGCGUUCGAGAGAAGAAGGAAAACCUAAAGAGAAAACUGUAUCUGUGACGGGAACUGCUACCGUUAAUGAUGUAUUAGAACGAGCCAUGGAAAAAUUUGGAAUUCUUGAUGGUAUGGUUGAUGAUGGUGAGCGAAUAUUAGAAAAUGAUGAUGGAAAGCCUCGUUAUAGUCUUAUGGUUAUUGUUAAUGGUGAAGAAAAAUUAUUGAAAACUGACAUAAACAUAGUUUCAGUAUAUCCUUCAUUACCAAAUUUUCGUCAUUUAUCGAUUGAUUCUUUGGACUCUAAUUCAUCAAUAGCAUUGGAUUAUCGUCCCGAUGAACCAAUAUUUGUUUUACGACUUUUGCGACCUGAAGAUCGUCAGCUACGUUCAAUGCCUUCGGUUUCUGAAAUAAACCGAUUUACUCAAGAAGUUAAAGUAAAAGAUCCACCUUCAAUACAAAGUUCUAAUUUUAAUAGUGAAUAUUUAGGUACUGAAGAUAGUGAAGCCUUAUCUAAGAAACAAUUAAUAGAACAGCAACGUGAAUAUAGUCGAGCCAAACAAAAGUCAAUUAUUUAUGCAAACAAAAAUGAAACAGGUGUGGACAUUCUUACAAACAUUGGUUCUAUUAGAAGUUCUAGAAUAUUCGGAUCAAAGGUACGAUAUUCUUUUAUUCCAGCUGGAGGUGAGGUUAUCGAUAUUAGUGAAAUUAUUGAAGAUAUUUGGGGUGAUGAUGAAAUAUUGAAUGUGCCAAUUGAAUUGGAAUCAUCCAAGGAAGAUUUAGACCCAUCAUCUAAUGAGCUGGAAGGUGUUGCACCUUUGUCUAUAAAUAAAAAGGAACAAUACAGAAGAAGCACUACGCAAGAUGUGGAUAUUUUAGAAAAAAUGGUUGAUAAAGUUCAGAACAAUGACGUGAGAGCAUCACAGGCAAUGGAAGAUAGAAUAGAACGUGUAUUAAAUAAGGUUAGAACUGGUCAAUAUGGUAGUGAUGCAAUUAAGAAUGAUAAAUUUAAUUCGAAGAAAUAUCUAUCGGUUAAAACCAUUGCGGAUAAUAAAUCGAUUACUCAAUCGAAUGGUUCUGUAGAUUCUGAUUCAGAAUAUGCUGAUGCAACGUCGGUUAAUUAUGGACGCAAACCAAGUUCUGCUUCCGAUUUAUCGUCUACUUCCGAAUCGUCCUUAUCAACGCCCAUUAAGCCUUCACUCUCAGUAUCAUCAGAAAGUGAUUGGAUACUUACAGAUGAUUUUGGUUUACAAGAACUAUUGAUUUUAGUCAGAUCAGGUGUAAAUAUGUUAGAGUUAAAAGAAAGGCGUAGGAGUGGAUGGCAUUUAAGUGAUGAUCCAGAGAAGGUUUUAGAACAAAUAAAACCUACAGAAAUUAGAGAUGAAAUCAAAUCUGUUUUUGCAAACGUUAAUGAUGAACUUGAUAAAUUAGAAAAGAAAGAGUGGGGGAAGGCAUUGAAAGAGUCUGUUGUUUCAUCAACAAGAAAGCUAUCAUCUGCUAAUAUCAAAGAAAUACUUUACAAAUAUGUCAAUAAUGAUAAAAAAUUUUGCAAACCACACUCCAACUCAUAA